Molecule: messenger RNA, 852 nt
Organism: Verticillium alfalfae VaMs.102
Lineage: Eukaryota; Fungi; Ascomycota; Sordariomycetes; Glomerellales; Plectosphaerellaceae
Product: veA protein
Exons: 2
Coding region: 1-852 (283 amino acids)
Source: RefSeq, a predicted model, not a curated record
AUGGUGCGACCCCGUCCCACGAGCCCUCCUCGGCCACCACAUGCGGUAGACGUGUACCAACCGCAGGAGAGGGUCGUGGUAUCACAGCUGGCCAGCAAUGAUGUUCGACCCGCGCUGCAGCCCCCGCGUCCUGUCCCCGAACCAGACCCAACGCUCAAGGAUGAGUACAAGAUCUUUAUACGGCAGCAACCCAUAGCGGCGAGAUCAUGUGGCUUUGGAGAAAGGGACCGCAGGGUGAUUGACCCGCCGCCCAUUGUGCAGUUGGAAAUCAACAACCCCAAGCUCUCCAAGGAGGACAUUAGCCAGCGUUACCGCCAUCAGUAUUAUGUCGUGCACUGCACCAUUUGGAGCAAGGACGGGACCGAGGACUGCUCCAUCAUGCCUGAGGAGUAUCAUCGCCAGCAGCGACGCCUCAUGGGAAGUCUCGCGGCGAGCUCUUUUGUUGGCAAAGAUGAGAAUGGCGUCGAGGGAUGUUUCUUUCCAUUCUCAGACCUGUCUGUCCGGACGAGCGGAGAAUACCGUCUCAAGUUCUCCAUCGUGGUGCUUAACCCAGCUCAGGGAAAGAUGGGGAAAAGCUCAAAGAUCCACUCAUCGGCGAUGACGGACGUUUUCACAGUCUACAGCGCCAAGGACUUCCCUGGCAUGAAGCCUAGCACGCCAUUGACGCGCAGGCUCAAAGAGCAGGGCUGCCUCAUCUCGAUCAAGAAGGGCAACGACAAGGCAGGCGGCGGGCGGGGCCAUGACAGCAGCGAUGAUGAGGCAGAAGAGGCGCCCCCGAACGCUCGGCAUGGAGGAUAUAGGCGUUUUACGGCAUUGGCUGAGGACCGCGGCACCGAUGAGGCGAGCAUCUAA